Sceloporus undulatus (fence lizard) is the source of this 2207-nucleotide messenger RNA. It is a transcript of the gene WDR12, whose product is annotated as WD repeat domain 12. Bases 583 to 1671 code for a protein of 362 amino acids. Gene Ontology annotation, molecular function: protein binding. The record is from RefSeq and is a predicted model, not a curated record. The transcript is spliced from 12 exons. Gene Ontology annotation, biological process: maturation of LSU-rRNA from tricistronic rRNA transcript (SSU-rRNA, 5.8S rRNA, LSU-rRNA); maturation of 5.8S rRNA from tricistronic rRNA transcript (SSU-rRNA, 5.8S rRNA, LSU-rRNA); ribosome biogenesis. Gene Ontology annotation, cellular component: PeBoW complex; preribosome, large subunit precursor. NCBI's taxonomy places the organism in Eukaryota, Metazoa, Chordata, Lepidosauria, Squamata, Phrynosomatidae.
UGGGAUGCUAUUGUACUUAGCUAUAUGGUCAACAUGGCUAUCCCUGGAUAUAUUUUCUGUAAUAGUUUAGGCUGAGAGAAAGAAAUGCAAUUAAAGGCUGCUUCCAGUGAUUUCUGAGUAGCAGUCUCUUCCACAUCCCAAAUUUCCAUGUCAUCCUCCAGUUCUGAUUUUUGUGGAUGAACUUGCAUCUUCCUUAAUGUGACGGAGGUUUUAGUGUCUGAGUCUGUUUGUGCAAUUAUUGUAAAGCCACUUCAAACCAAUAAAUAGCCCUUACCUUUCUUGCAUAUAUCUUUGCAUGUAUCUGGGCAGUCUCUGUUAAUAACUGACUGCUUUUGCCAGAAGGGCAGAACAUGAUUUCUGGCCUUCUUCAGGACUGCCUGGGCUAGGGGUUGUUUUCAUGAUUGCUUCCCCAGAAAAAAAGGGCAAGAUUGUACAUGUGCGCAAAAAAGCUUUGGAGGAAUGUCCAAAGAACCAUACAGCUGAGAGAAACCAAGAUGCCCUUGGCUCCAAUUCACUGACUAUGUCACCUAGGGCCACAAAUAUGUGGAAUUUGACUUUCUCAUCAAGGGACAGUUUUUGCGUAUGGCCCUGGUUAAGCACAUGGAAACAGAGAAUCUCUCAACAGAAGAUGUAGUAGAAAUAGAGUACGUAGAGAAGUACACAGCACCGCAGCCUGAAGAAUGCAUGCUACACGAUGAUUGGAUCAGUUCUAUUGAAGCUGCAGAAGAAUGGAUCUUAACCGGCUCCUAUGAUCAGACAUCUCGCAUCUGGUCAGUGGAAGGCAAACCCAUCAUCACACUUGCUGGGCAUACUGAUGUGGUGAAAGAUGUGGCCUGGGUGAAAAAGGACAGCUUGUCAUGCCUGCUGCUUAGUGCUUCUAUGGAUCAGACUAUCUUGCUGUGGGAAUGGAAUGUAGAAAAGAACAAAACAAAGGUCCUUCACUGCUGUAGAGGACAUGCGGGAAGUGUGGAGUCUGUAGCUGUGGAUGGCUCAGGGACUAAAUUUUGCAGUGGAUCCUGGGAUAAAAUGCUGAAGAUCUGGUCUGCAGUGCCUACAGAUGAAGAAGAUGAAAUGGAAACAGAAGAAGUAGCAAAUAGACCAAGGAAAAAGCAGAAAACAGAGCAAUUGGGACUAACAAGAACUCCUAUUGCAACCUUCUCAGGUCACACCGAAUCAGUUUCUUCUGUACUUUGGUCAGAUACAGAUGAAAUAUGCAGUGCUUCAUGGGACCACACAAUCAAAUUGUGGGAUGUUGAGACAGGAGGCCUCAGAUCAACUUUGACUGGAAACAAAGUGUUUAACUCUAUAUCUUACUCACCACUCUGUCGGCGCCUAGCCUCUGGAAGCACUGACAGACACAUUCGGUUAUGGGAUCCUCGGACCAAAGAUGGUUCUUUGGUACUACUUUCUCUCACCUCACAUACUGGCUGGGUAACUUCAGUCAAGUGGUCACCAACGCACGAACAACAGCUCAUCUCAGGUUCUUUAGACAAUGUUGUCAAGCUCUGGGACACGAGGAGUUGCAAGGCUCCUCUCUAUGACUUGGCGGCUCAUGAAGACAAAGUUUUGUGUGUGGAAUGGACAGAAGCCGGGUUGCUUUUGAGUGGUGGAGCAGACAACAAGCUAUAUUCCUACAGAUAUCAAGCAACCACCUCUGAUGUUGGUGCAUGAAAAUGAAAUAAGCAAACAACCAAACAGAGACCUUCUCUUCUGCUAUAUAUUCUUGCAGCCUUUUGUACCACAGCUGUAGAAAAUGUGCUAUUUUACAGGUUAAGAAAUCAUGUGUUUGAUCCAGACUUCCCACAAGUGGAAUUGUGCUCUCAGAGGUUUCUACUGGAUGAACAGGGUAGAUGUAAUUUUUGCUGAUUCCUCCUUCACUUUAAAAUGUUCCUCAGGAGGAUUGACUGACUAUCUGAAACAAAGUGGUAGAGAGAGCUGCAAGGAUAAUCGGUGGAAAUAGUUCUUUUUCUGCAUCCUCCAGUUAGAUCUCAAUCUCUUCUCUGAAGGACAGACUCUAACCCAAAAUGUGUGUUUGUGCAUUCAUACGAGACUCUGCCCUUUGUUGUGUAUGGCUGGGUGAUUGUAUUUAAAGCCUUUUCCCUUUACUAACUGUUUUAAGAAAAUCUGGGUCAGUAGCUUGAAGCAUGUUUGAGCUUAGCAGUAUAUAAUUGUGUAAAAAUAUAUUAAACUAUUUUUAUUUUAUGCAA